AUGGCUCGCUUCGGAGACGAGGUGCCGGCUCGCUACGGGGCUGGCGGCUCCGGGGGAGCGGGCUCCGGGGGCGCGGCGGGCGGUGGAGGCGGCCGGGGUGCAGGGGGCAGCCGGCAGGGCGGACCGCCCGGGGCCCAGAGGAUGUACAAGCAGUCGAUGGCCCAGCGAGCCCGCACCAUGGCUCUCUACAACCCCAUCCCCGUCCGGCAGAACUGCCUGACUGUCAACCGGUCCCUGUUCCUCUUCAGCGAGGACAAUGUGGUGAGGAAAUACGCCAAAAAGAUCACCGAAUGGCCUCCUUUUGAAUACAUGAUUUUAGCUACUAUCAUAGCGAACUGCAUUGUUCUUGCUCUGGAGCAGCACCUGCCUGAUGAAGACAAGACCCCGAUGUCAGAACGACUGGAUGACACGGAACCAUAUUUCAUCGGAAUCUUUUGUUUUGAGGCUGGAAUUAAAAUCAUCGCCUUAGGGUUUGCUUUCCACAAAGGCUCCUAUCUGAGGAACGGGUGGAAUGUGAUGGACUUUGUGGUGGUUCUUACAGGCAUCUUGGCCAAAGUCGGCUCCGACUUCGACCUGCGAACACUGCGGGCAGUUCGUGUGCUCCGGCCGCUAAAGCUGGUGUCGGGGAUCCCAAGUUUACAAGUUGUUCUGAAGUCCAUCAUGAAGGCUAUGAUACCUCUGCUACAAAUUGGCCUACUCUUGUUUUUUGCAAUCCUUAUUUUUGCAAUCAUAGGAUUAGAAUUUUAUAUGGGAAAAUUUCACACCACCUGCUUUGACGCGGUGACAGGCGAAAUCAAGGUCGAUGUUCCAUGUGGGACAGAAGAACCAGCCCGCAUGUGCCCCAAUGGGACAGAAUGCCGUGAGUACUGGGAAGGCCCGAAUUACGGGAUCACGCAGUUCGAUAACAUCCUGUUUGCUGUGCUGACUGUCUUCCAGUGUAUCACCAUGGAAGGGUGGACCGAACUCCUUUAUUAUAGCAACGAUGCCUCAGGGAACACUUGGAACUGGCUGUACUUCAUCCCCCUCAUCAUCAUUGGCUCCUUUUUUAUGCUGAACCUUGUGCUGGGGGUGCUGUCUGGGGAGUUUGCCAAGGAAAGAGAGCGGGUGGAAAACCGGCGGGCGUUUCUCAAGCUGAGACGGCAGCAGCAGAUUGAGAGGGAGCUCAACGGCUACAUGGAGUGGAUCUCCAAAGCGGAAGAAGUGAUCCUAGCGGAGGAUGAGACGGAGGAGGAGCAGAGGCUCCCGUUUGAUGUUGGAGCUCUGCGGAGAGCCACCAUCAAGAAGAGCAAGACAGACCUGCUGAACCCGGAGGAAGCAGACGAUCAGCUGGCCGACAUCUCCUCAGUGGGUUCACCCUUUGCUCGAGCCAGCAUCAAAAGUGCCAAGCUGGAAAACUCCACCUUUUUCCACAAAAGGGAGAGGAGGAUGCGUUUCUAUAUCCGCCGAAUGGUCAAAACUCAGGCCUUUUACUGGACAGUCCUCAGUCUGGUAGCACUCAACACAUUGUGUGUUGCUAUAGUACACUACAGCCAGCCAGAUUGGCUGUCUGACUUCCUCUACUAUGCAGAAUUCAUUUUCUUAGGACUCUUUAUGUCCGAAAUGUUUAUAAAAAUGUAUGGGCUCGGAACGCGGCCUUACUUUCAUUCCUCCUUCAACUGCUUCGACUGCGCCGUUAUCAUAGGGAGCAUCUUUGAGGUGAUCUGGGCUGUCAUGAAGCCUGGAACAUCCUUUGGAAUCAGCGUGUUACGAGCUCUCAGGUUAUUGCGUAUUUUCAAAAUCACAAAGUACUGGGCUUCCCUGCGGAACCUGGUGGUGUCUCUCCUGAACUCCAUGAAGUCCAUCAUCAGCUUGCUGUUCCUCCUCUUCCUCUUCAUCGUCGUCUUUGCCCUUCUGGGGAUGCAGCUCUUUGGGGGCCAGUUCAAUUUUGACGAUGGGACCCCUUCCACCAACUUCGACACUUUCCCAGCAGCAAUAAUGACAGUAUUUCAGAUCUUGACUGGCGAAGACUGGAACAUGGUAAUGUACGAUGGUAUCAAAUCUCAGGGCGGAGUCCAUCAGGGGAUGGUGUACUCGGUCUAUUUCAUUGUUCUGACCCUGUUUGGUAACUAUACCCUGCUGAACGUGUUUUUGGCUAUCGCUGUGGAUAACCUGGCUAACGCCCAGGAGCUCACCAAGGAUGAACAAGAGGAGGAGGAGGUGGCCAACCAAAAACUUGCACUACAGAAAGCCAAGGAGGUGGCAGAAGUGAGCCCCUUGUCUGCAGCCAGCAUGUCUAUAGCGGUGAAAGAGCAGCAGAAGAACCAAAAAUCCUCCAAGUCUGUCUGGGAGCAGAGAACGAGUGAGAUGCGGAAGCACAAUCUGCUGGCGAGCCGGGAAGCCCUGUACAAUGAGCUGGACCCCGAGGACCCAUGGAAGGUGACCUAUGCCCGGGCCAUGCGGCCUGACAUCAAGACCCACCUGGACCGGCCCCUGGUGGUUGACCCUCAGGAGAACCGCAACAACAACACCAACAAGACCCGGCCCAACGAGCCCUCUCUGGAGCAGCGCCUCAGCCAGCAGCGGGCUGAGGAUUUCCUGCGCAAGCAGGCCCGCUACCACGAGCGCUCGCGGGAGUUCAGCAGCUCCCGCAGCUCCGAGCAGCCUGAUGCAGAGGGUCUUGAGGCCCGACGGCAGCGCAGCGGGAGCAAGGAGACCAAUCUGAACCAGGACGGCACCUACCGGGAGCUGGACUAUCCCAGCCAGGGGUACGAGAGCAGCCGGGAGCUGGGCUACCGCGACAGCGCCUCGGAGCGGAUCAAAGCUGUCGACCCGCACCGCAGGCACCACCGCCGGCAAGGGGGCAGCAAAGAGAGCCGCAGCGGGUCGCCCCGGAUGGCCGAGGGCGAGCGGGAUCAUCGGCGGCACCGGGCCCACCGCCGGAUGGGAGAGGAGGGCGGCGGGAGCCGGGACGAGGGCGGCAAGGUGGAGCGGCGACUGCGGCACCGGGAAGGGAGCCGGCCCUCCCGCGGGGACGUGGAGGGUGAGCAGCCCGACGGGGAGAGACGCCGGCGCCACCGGCACGCCGCGCAGUCCACCUACGACACCGACGGCAAGAGGGAUGACAGGGAGAGGCGGCACCGGCGCAGGAAAGAGAGCCAAGGCCCCAGCCCAGUGCCCGGCCCGAACCUCUCCACCACGCGGCCGAUCCAGCAGGACAUGGGGCGCCACGAGCCGCAGGUGGCGGAGGACAUAGACAACAUGAAGAACAACAAACUAGCCACCACGGAGCCCUCAACCCCCCACAAUGCCAGCCACCUCCAGAGCCCAGCCAAGGUGGGCCACCAUGCCAACUGCACGGCCACCCGGGCACCCCACAACCUUCCUGGCACCCUGGGCCAGCCACCCCCCAACUCCCAGAAUGCUGCCAACCGCCAGGCACCCAGCAACCCGCCCCAGCCCGGGCCCCCGAAAAGCCCCGAGAACAGCCUUAUAGUCACCAACCCCAGCACCCAGAACAACCCAGCCAAGGCUGCCAAGAAGCCAGAGCACACCACAGUGGAUAUCCCAGCCACCUUCACACCACCCAUCAACAACACCGUUGUGCAAGUGAAUAAAAACGCCAAUCCGGACCCACUGCCAAAGAAGGAGGAAGAGAAGAAAGAGGAGGAGGAUGGCGAGCAGGAGGAGAAUGGGCCUAAGCCCAUGGUUCCCUACAGCUCCAUGUUCAUCCUCUCCACCACCAAUCCGUUUCGCAGGCUCUGCCAUUACAUCGUGAACCUGCGGUACUUUGAGAUGUGCAUCCUGAUGGUGAUCGCCAUGAGCAGCAUCGCGCUGGCCGCCGAGGACCCGGUGCAGCCCAAUGCUACCCGGAACAAUGUUCUGCGCUACUUUGACUACGUCUUCACGGGUGUCUUCACCUUUGAGAUGGUCAUUAAGAUGGUCGACCUGGGGCUGGUUCUUCACCAAGGCGCCUAUUUCCGGGACCUGUGGAACAUCCUGGAUUUCAUCGUGGUCAGCGGAGCUCUGGUGGCCUUUGCCUUCACGAGCAGCUCACGAGGCAGCAGCAAAGGGAAGGACAUUAACACCAUCAAAUCAUUGCGUGUCCUCCGCGUCCUCAGGCCCCUGAAAACUAUCAAGCGAUUGCCAAAGCUCAAGGCUGUCUUCGACUGCGUGGUGAACUCUCUCAAAAACGUCCUCAACAUCCUCAUCGUCUACAUGCUCUUCAUGUUCAUCUUCGCCGUGGUGGCCGUCCAGCUCUUCAAGGGCAAGUUCUUCUACUGCACGGAUGAGUCCAAGGAGUUUGAGAAGGACUGUAGGGGCGAGUACCUGGUCUACGAGAAGGACAACGAAGUGAAAGCCCAGAAGCGAGAGUGGAAGAAAUACGAGUUCCACUACGACAACGUGCUGUGGGCUCUCCUGACGCUCUUCACCGUGUCCACGGGGGAAGGCUGGCCACAAGUCCUCAAGCACUCGGUGGACGCCACGUAUGAGAACCAGGGCCCCAGCCCCGGCUAUCGUAUGGAGAUGUCCAUCUUCUACGUCGUCUACUUCGUGGUCUUCCCAUUUUUCUUUGUGAACAUUUUCGUGGCCUUGAUCAUCAUCACGUUCCAGGAGCAGGGGGAUAAGAUGAUGGAGGAAUACAGCCUGGAGAAGAACGAGAGAGCCUGCAUCGACUUCGCCAUCAGCGCCAAGCCCCUGACCCGGCACAUGCCUCAGAACAAGCAGAGCUUUCAGUACCGCAUGUGGCAGGUCGUGGUGUCGCCGCCCUUCGAGUACACCGUCAUGGCCAUGAUCGCCCUCAACACCAUUGUCUUGAUGAUGAAGUUCGACAAGGCCUCCACUGCUUAUGAGGACGUGCUAAAGAUGUUCAACCACGUCUUCACUUCAUUAUUUUCCCUGGAGUGUCUGCUGAAGAUCAUGGCCUUUGGAGUGCUGAAUUAUUUCCGUGAUGCCUGGAAUAUCUUUGAUUUUGUCACAGUUCUGGGUAGCAUCACAGACAUCUUAGUGACAGAGUUUGGGAACAACUUCAUCAACCUGAGCUUCCUGCGGCUCUUCCGUGCUGCCCGCCUCAUCAAGCUCCUGCGUCAGGGCUACACCAUCCGCAUCCUGCUGUGGACCUUCGUCCAGUCCUUUAAGGCCCUUCCCUACGUCUGCCUGCUGAUUGCUAUGCUCUUCUUCAUCUACGCCAUCAUCGGCAUGCAGGUGUUCGGUAACAUUGGCAUCGAAGACGAAGAGGAGGACUCGGCUAUCACAGAACACAAUAACUUCCGCACCUUCUUCCAGGCCCUCAUGCUUCUGUUUAGGAGCGCCACAGGCGAGGCCUGGCACGAGAUCAUGCUGUCCUGUCUGAGCGGGAAGCCCUGCGACGAGAACUCAGGCAUCAAGGAGAAAGAGUGUGGCAACGAGUUCGCCUAUUUUUAUUUUGUCUCCUUCAUUUUCCUCUGCUCCUUCCUGAUGCUGAACCUGUUUGUGGCCGUCAUCAUGGACAACUUUGAGUACCUGACCCGAGACUCCUCCAUCCUGGGGCCCCACCACCUGGACGAGUACGUGCGUGUGUGGGCAGAGUACGACCCCGCCGCUUGUGGCCGAAUUCAUUAUAAGGAUAUGUACAGUUUAUUACGUGUUAUCUCUCCCCCACUGGGCUUAGGCAAGAAAUGCCCUCAUAGGGUUGCUUGCAAGAGGCUGCUCCGCAUGGACCUGCCUGUGGCUGAUGACAACACCGUCCACUUCAACUCAACCCUCAUGGCUCUGAUCAGGACUGCGCUGGACAUCAAGAUCGCCAAAGGAGGAGCCGACAAGCAGCAGAUGGACGCCGAGCUGCGGAAGGAGAUGAUGGCCAUCUGGCCCAACCUCUCCCACAAGAACCUGGAUCUCCUUGUCACCCCUCACAAAUCCACGGACCUGACAGUGGGGAAGAUCUACGCCGCUAUGAUGAUCAUGGAGUACUACCGGCAAAGCAAGGCCAAGAAGCUCCAGGCCAUGAGGGAGGAGCAGAACCGAACGCCGCUCAUGUUCCAGCGUAUGGAGCCGCCGUCCCCCACCCAGGAGGGGGUCCCGGGGCAGAACGCUCUCCCGUCCUCCCAGCUGGACCAAGGGGGUGGCCUGAGUGCGCCUGAAGGGGGCAUCAAGGAGAGCCAGUCCUGGGUCACCGAGCGGGCACAGGCCAUGUUCCAGAAGACGGGCCCCUGGAGUCCAGAGCGAGGUCACCCCGAAGACGUGCCUAACAGCCGACCCAAUUCCCAGUCUGUGGAGAUGAGAGAGAUUGGGAAGGACGGCUACUCAGACAGCGACCACUACCUCCCCAUGGAAGGGCACGGCCGGGCGGCCUCCAUGCCGCGACUCCCCGCUGAAAACCAGAGGAGGAAGGUGCGACCCCGAGGAAAUAAUCUCAGUACGAUCACGGACGCCAGCCCCAUGAAGCGCUCUGCCUCCAUGCUGGGCCACUCGCGCUCCAGAGGCAUCCGGCUGGACGACUACUCCUUGGAGAGGGUGGUCCCCGAGGAGAACCAGCGGCACCACCAGCGGCGGAGGGAGCGGAGCCACCGGGUCUCGGAGCGCUCACUCAGCCGCUACGCGGACGUGGACACAGGGCUGGGCACGGACCUGAGCAUGGCCACGCCGUCGGGCGACCUACCUCCCAAAGAAAGAGACCAGGAGCGAGGACGACCCAAGGACCGGAAGCAUCACCACCAUCACCGCCAUCACCACCCCUCCUCCGACAAGGAGCGCUACUCGCAGGAGAGACAUGAGCACAGCCGGCCCCGCUCCAGAGACAGGCGUUGGUCCAGAUCCCCCAGCGAGGGCCGUGAGCACAUGCCCCACAGGCAGGGUAGUAGUUCCGUAAGUGGCAGUCCAGUCCUUUCAACGUCCGGCACCAGUACCCCAAGGCGAGGACGCCGCCAGCUCCCACAGACCCCUUCUACGCCCCGGCCACACGUGUCCUAUUCCCCUGUGGUCCGUAAGGUCAUCAGUACAGGCCCUCAGCAGCAGCCGCAGUCAGUGCAUCACCCCAGCCGGAUAUCCACCCCCGUGCCGAGACGAUACCCCUCACUCCCUGCCGAGCCCCAGGCAGCAGAGCGGCCCGGCAGAUCGCCUGCCUUGGAGAGACACACGGUCCCGCCGCGGAACGAUUCACCCCGAGCCUACCGCCACGCCAGCAGCCGGUGGUCGGUGCCCCACGUCUCCGAGCCGCACCCGGGACCCCGUCGUGGCGGUUAUUACCGGAGUCCGGACUGCGCCGCGCCCCCCAGCGAGGACGCCUUCUCCUACGAGACCACACACAUCAGCAGCUCAGGGCGUUCGCCCAGGACUUCCCGGGCGGGUGGCGGCUCUUCACCCUCCAGGCCUGGGCGGCGACUUCCUAACGGAUAUUACCACUCCCGUGGAGCGGCCAAGCCACGCUCGCGCCACGGACUGCAUGAACCCUCUAGCGAAACUGACGAAGAUGACUGCUGCUAAGCUGGAAGUGGUUUGACACACACAUGCACACUCGCAACACACACACACUGGACAGAGACGACAUUACCAGAUUGGGGGGGGAGGGGGGAGGAAAAUCACAACAAUCUGCCCUAGGGGAGGUGUCUGGAGAGAGAGUGCUCAAAUUGCAGAGGGAAGUAACUUUGGU
Mauremys reevesii (Reeves's turtle) is the source of this 7603-nucleotide messenger RNA. RefSeq names its product calcium voltage-gated channel subunit alpha1 A (gene CACNA1A). Gene Ontology annotation, molecular function: high voltage-gated calcium channel activity. The transcript is spliced from 48 exons. The record is from RefSeq and is a predicted model, not a curated record. Lineage: Eukaryota; Metazoa; Chordata; Testudines; Geoemydidae. Gene Ontology annotation, cellular component: membrane; neuronal cell body; voltage-gated calcium channel complex. The coding region runs from base 1 to 7437 and encodes 2478 amino acids. Gene Ontology annotation, biological process: chemical synaptic transmission; calcium ion import across plasma membrane.